Molecule: messenger RNA, 3758 nt
Organism: Bemisia tabaci
Lineage: Eukaryota; Metazoa; Arthropoda; Insecta; Hemiptera; Aleyrodidae
Source: RefSeq, a predicted model, not a curated record
GAAACAGAAGAAAAAGCAAAGAAAGAAGCACAAGAAAAAGCUAAACGUGAAGCAGAAGAAAAAGCAAAACAGGAGGCAGAAGAAAAAGCAAAACUUGAAGCAGAAGAAAAAGCAAAACGGGAGGCAGAAGAAAAAGCUAAACGUGAAGCUGCAGAAAAGGCGAAACGUGAAGCAGAAGAAAAAGCUAAACGUGAGGCAGAAGAAAAUGCUAAACGUGAUGCAGAAGAAAAAGCAAAGCAAGAAGCCACAGAAAAGGCGAAACGUGAAGCAGAGGAAAAAGCAAAACGGGAGGCGGAAGAAAAAGCUAAAAUUGAAGCGGAACAAAAAGCUAAACGUGAAGCAGAGGAAAAAGCGAAACGUGAAGCAGAGGAAAAAGCAAAACGGGAGGCGGAAGAAAAAGCUAAACUUGAAGCGGAACAAAAAGCUAAACGUGAAGCAGAGGAAAAAGCCAAACGGGAGGCGGAAGAAAAAGCUGAACUUGAAGCAGAACAAAUAGCUAGACUUGAAGCAGAAGAAAAAGCUAAACGUGAAGCAGAAGAAAAAGUAAACCGUGAAGCAGAAGAAAAAGCAAAACGAGAGGCAGAAGAAAAAGCGAAGCAAGAAGCUGCAGAAAAGGCCAAGAAAGAAGCCGAAGAAAAGGCUAAACGUGACGCGGAAGAAAAAGCAAAGAAGGAAGCUGAAGAAAAAGCGAAACGAGAAGCAGAAGAAAAAGCUAAACGUGAGGCAGAAGAAAAAGCAAAGAAGGAUACAGAAGAAAAAGCUAAGAAGGAAGCAGAGGAAAAGGCCAAAAUGGAAGCAGUAGAAAAAGCAAAGAAGGAAGCAGAAGAAAAAGCAAAGCAUGAAGCAGAAGAAAAAGCGAAGAAGGAAGCAGAGGUAAAAGCAAAGAAGGAUGCAGAAGAGAAAGCUAAGAAGGAAGCAGAGGAAAAGGCCAAAAUGGAAGCAGUAGAAAAAGCAAAGAAGGAAGCAGAAGAAAAAGCAAAGAAGGAAGCAGAAGAAAAAGCAAAGCAAGAGGCAGAAGAAAAAGCAAAGAAGGAAGCAGAAGAAAAAGCCAAAAAGGAAGCAUUAGAGAAGGCGAAACUUGAAGCAGAAGAAAAAGCUAAGAAGGAAGCAGAAGAAAAAGCAAAGAAGGAAGCAGAGGAAAAAGCCAAAAAGGAAGCAUUAGAGAAGGCGAAACUUGAAGCAGAAGAAAAAGCUAAGAAGGAAGCAGAAGAAAAAGCAAAGAAGGAAGCAGAGGAAAAAGCAAAGAAGGAUGCAGAAGAGAAAGCUAAGAAGGAAGNCAGUAGAAAAAGCAAAGAAGGAAGCAGAAGAAAAAGCAAAGCAGGGGCAGAAGAAAAAGCAAAGAAGGAAGCAGAGGAAAAAGCCAAAAAGGAAGCAGCAGAGAAGGCGAAACUUGAAGCAGAGGAAAAAGCAAAGAAAGAAGCAGAAGAAAAAGCGAAGAAGGAAGCAGAAGAAAAAGCGAAGAAGGAAGCAGAGGAAAAAGCAAAGAAGGAUGCAGCAGAGAAAGCUAAGAAGGAAGCAGAGGAAAAGGCCAAAAUGGAAGCAGUAGAAAAAGCAAAGAAGGAAGCAGAAGAAAAAGCAAAGCAGGAGGCAGAAGAAAAAGCAAAGAAGGAAGCAGAGGAAAAAGCCAAAAAGGAAGCAUUAGAGAAGGUGAAACUUGAAGCAGAAGAAAAAGCUAAGAAGGAAGCAGAAGAAAAAGCAAAGAAGGAAGCAGAGGAAAAAGCAAAGAAGGAUGCAGAAGAGAAAGCUAAGAAGGAAGCAGAGGAAAAGGCCAAAAUGGAAGCAGUAGAAAAAGCGAAGAAGGAAGCAGAGGAAAAAGCCAAAAAGGAAGCAGCAGAGAAGGCGAAACUUCAAGCAGAGGAAAAAGCAAAGAAAGAAGCAGAAGAAAAAGCAAAGAAGGAGGCAGUAGAAAAAGCUAAGAAGGAAGCAGAAGAAAAAGCAAAGAAGGAAGCAGAGGAAAAAGCCAAAAAGGAAGCAGCAGAGAAGGCGAAGCUUGAAGCAGAGGAAAAAGUAAAGAAAGAAACAGAAGAAAAAGCAAAGAAGGAAGCAGAAGAGAAAGCUAAAAAGGAAGCAGAGGAAAAGGCCAAAAUGGAAGCAGUAGAAAAGGAAGCAGAAGAAAAAGCGAGACGUGACGCAGAAGAAAAAGCGAAGGAAGAAGCAACGGAGAAGACCAAGAAAGAAGUCGCAGAAAAGGUUAAACGUGAGGCAGAGGAAAAGAAAAAACUUGAGGCUGAGGAAGUAGCCAAAAAGGAAGCCGCAGAGAAGACGAAACUUGCAGCAGAAGAAAAAGCAAAGAAGGAUGCUGAGUAUAAAGCACAAAAAGAUGCUGCAGAUAAGACUAGACGUGAUGCAGAUGAAAAGGCUAAGCGUGAGGCAGAAGGAAAAGCUAAGCGCGAUGCAGAGACUGAAGUGAAAAAGAGGACGGAGGAACAAGCCAGAAAGGAAGCUGCGGAGAAGGUUAAACUUGAAAAAGAAGGAAAUGCACAGCAGAUGUCUGAGGAGAAGGUCAAAAAAGAAACCGAAGAGAAUGUUCAGCGUAAUGCCAAAGAGAGGGCUGAUUUCGAGGUUAGAGAGGAAACAAUAGUGGGAGCAAAGGGACUAACUCAUCAAGACGUCAAAGCAAAGCUUGAUGAAAAGGAAUCUGGUCGCACUGUUGAAUUGUCCAGUCGCAAAGCAAAGGAGGAACUAUCCCGAGUGGCAGAUGAAAAGAUAAUAGGUAAAACUAAUAAGGACAUCGAAACACAUACGAAACAAGUUUAUGUAACAGAAAAUGAUGACACAUUGAAUCGAGGGGCAAGAGCAGCAAUCAAAAAACCAGAUGCAGAACUCACGAUUACUGGUCAAACUGCCAAAGACCAUUAUUCUGGAACGUCUCUACGCGGAUCCACUCACGGUAGUUACGUUACUAAGAAAUACGAAAUCACAGAUGAUCUAAGAGUCACUGCAGAAAAGUUGAGAGAUCAGUGCUCCGAAGAACUUAAGCACAGCAGGAGGAGCGUCUCACGAUCUGAAAUAAGGGCUACCUCAGAGUCUCCGAGCUUUAUGAAUACGCACAGCGUAAGGGAUUAUCAAUAUAAACGAGUUAACUUGGAUAAUGUUGAUAUCCACAGUUCCACUUAUUCAAGGACUAAAUCACCCCUAGAAAGAGCUCGAUCACCAUACGUCAGUAGAUCACCUGUUGGGGUAGCUAGAAGCCCAGAUUUGAUUCAUCAGUUGAACAGAAAGAUGCAUCUGAGCUCGAACUAUUACAAGAGAGAAUAUACACCUGACCUUACGGAUCGACUGACUAGUCAGCGGGUAGGAUCACCUGUAGACUCAUACAAAGGCAGGAGUGACUCCAGACUUGGUGUUUCGGAAUCUGAGGACGAUUACACGCUCAGAGAGAACACAUUAUCAAGAUCUCGUAGUUUUGACCGAAUGGCUUAUAAUUACAUAAGCUCUAAGGCUGACCGGCAUUCCGAUUAUUUGUCCAAUUCGGGCAGAUAUGCAUCACCUCUGAGGACAAAAUGGUCCGAAAGUGUCGUUUCUGAUGAUGAGAUGUAUCAUUACUCCAAGGUCCAUUCUCGCUGUAUUGUUCAUGAUCAGCAUCCUAAAGUGAAAACAACAGACUCAAGACCUCAUUUCUGUGGUCGAUUGUCCAAUCGAUCGACCACCGUAGGAUCCAGGGUGAAGUUGACAUGCAGUGUGAUUGGUUAUCCGGAGCCAAAAAUUGAAUGGUACAAAGAUGGACUCCCCAUUAUCCAUAAAAAACGGGAUUUCAA